CCCGGCCGCGCCAUGGAGUCCGCGCCCGCCCUGGGGCUCGGGGACACGCCCCUGCACCGCUACCUGGACGGCGACUUCUGGAGCCUCAAGAAUGAGCUGCGCAGGCUCCUGGGCGGCUGCCCCCUCUUCCGGCACAGGUAUGACUUAAAUCUGGAUGAGAUGAGAGCUUUGACAUUCCAGAGAGUGAAGUUCACCAUGGGCCUGCCUCUGCUAAAGCGCGCAGUUCAGGAACAGGCAGAGAAAACAGAACAUUUUGUCAGUCGAAGCCUUGCGAUAGGAGAAGUGCUCUCCACCGCCGACAUGGCCACAGGAGUCAAGUGUGGGAUCAUUUAUUGGCUGUUCGGUGGUGCAGUUAGCAAUCUCGGAAGCCCAGGACAUAUAACUAAGUGGCUUCAGCCACUCCAGGAGCAGAAAUUCACUGGGAUGUUUGCGAUGACAGAGAGGGGCCAUGGGAGUAACGUGAGAGGGAUCCAGACAGAGGCCACCUUUGAUCUUUCUGCACAGGAGUUUGUAAUCGACACACCGUGUGCAAAUGCUGAGAAGAUGUACAUCGGGAAUGCAAUGCAUGGAAACUAUGCUGCGGUCUUUGCCCAGCUCAUCACUAAUGGAAGAUCUCAAGGACCCCACUGUUUCAUUGUUCCUGUCCGGGAUGAAAAUGGCAACUUGUACCCAGGAGUGACAGCCAUUGAUAUGAUGCACAAAGAAGGUCUGCAUGGUGUGGAUAAUGGAAUUUUAAUAUUUGACAAGGUCCGGAUUCCAAGGGAGAACCUGCUGGAUAAGUUCGGUUCUGUGGCUCCGGAUGGGCAGUACCAUUCUCCGAUUAAGAACAAGAGUGCAAGAUUCAAUGCGAUGCUGGCGUCACUGACCCCUACGAGAUUAGCCGUGACUUUCCAAGCUCUGGGUGCCAUGAAGCUUGGAUUGACGAUAGCCAUUCGCUAUAGCCACAGCCGGAGACAGUUUGGGCCCAAAGCCAAGGAAGAGGUCAAGAUCAUUGAGCACCAAACACAGACUCUUCGGCUGAUGCCUCACCUGGCCACAGCCUUGGCCCUGACCUUCGCCAGCAGGUAUGCUGGGGCCCUCCUGGACCAGGACAUCUUCCAGGGCAAGGAGCUCACCAACAGUCGCCCGCUGCAGGCCCUAGUGGCGGGGCUGAAGGCCUACAGCACCUGGGAGAACCUGGACUGCCUGCAGGACUGCCGCGAGUGCACGGGGGGCAUGGGUUACAUGAUGGAAAACCGAAUCUCAGGCUUAAAAUGUGACACAGAUGUGUUUGUAACUUUUGAAGGUGACAAUGUUGUUAUGCUUCAGGUGGUGGUGCGGGAAUUGCUGGCCCAACAAACCAAACAGUAUCAAGAAAGACCACUCUUCAGCCUCCUCUGGAACUGGGCUGAAUCUGGGGGUGACAAGUUGAGAACCAGUUUCCUGGCACUGAACGUGGACACUGUUGGUAAUCUCGCCUUUCUGUUGAAAGCAGUGACUUUUCGUGAAAGGGUUCUUCAGCGGGCUUUGGUAGCCAGAAUUUAUUAUAAGGUGAUGACCAAGAAGGAGGAUUUUUUCAGUGCUUGGAACUCAUGUCUUCACCACAUCGCCACCCUGUCUCUGGCACACAUUCACAGAGUGACUCUAGAGCAGUUCUCCCUGGCAGUGAGGAGCUGUCCUGACCCAGAGGACCAGGCUUUGUUAAUGAAGUUUUGUGUGUUAUAUGGAACCAAGCUGGUGUUCCAGGAGCGAGCCUGGUAUCUAGAACAUAGAUAUCUGACUCCCGUGGACAGCAUGAGGAUUCGGAGCCAGUUGCUGGAUUUGUGCGACUCCGUGAAGGACGAUGCCCUCAGGGUGAUCUCUGCCUUUAACAUUCCUCACGUCUUCCUCCACGCACCUAUCGCUGGAAUCGCCAACUCCUUGGCUGCCUGGGCCUUCUACCCUAUGCCGCAGCAGCCGGCCUGGAGAGGGACGCGCUCCCAGCAGCCUAAGCUGGGAGCCAGGUUAUAGCGGACAUGGCGGGAAGGGUGGUGGCCCGCCCGCAGCUGCCGCGGUACCAUCUUCUCGGACGUGGAGAGCGAGUGUCGAGGCCUCAAGGGCUCACGCUGGGACUUGGCCCUCGGGGAUUUUGGCUGAGGAGCGGGGGUAGGGUUGAGGCUGGCAAGGCAGGGGGCCGGCUGUAGGGAAGGGGAGAGCUAACCACCUGGGGAGUUUGGCGCUUUCUACUCUUCCUUUAACCGCGCCUGCCGACCCUCGAGCUCUCCACCAGAUUCCCCGGACAGAGUCCCCUGCAAGCGCCCGCUUAGCCAGGCGCCACCGAGAGUUUCCUACUCUCAUCCAUGACUCAGAUUCCUAGUGAGUUUGGAAAAUCGGCGCUGGGUGGAAAGCAAAUCAAAGUAUAAAAAUAUUAACACUGCGGGCAGAGUUUCAGUUUAGCAAGUGAUGCUUUUCCAGUGAAUCAGACCCUUAGGGUUCUGCGAGGAAAAGCUUGGGCAGGAAGAGGGGAGUGUGAGCGCAGUGUUGUUCUAGGCAAAUCUUGAACUCGUGCUUGCCUUCCCAGGCAGGCGGCUUCCGGACUGCAAAGCGACGCGCGGAAAACAUUUCUACCACUCGAAAUUGUAAUUUGUUCUUUGGAAGACCGUAGACACAAAGUUCAAUAAAGAAAUUAAAGGAUGGGAAGGCGUUCCCGAUGUUGCAAAGGACGGGAGGCGGGUAAUGACUGCACUUUAGGUCGGCUUUGCACUUGGGGAAAGUUCUCCUUCGAUUGUGCUCACAGGGUCUCUAGAGCGGACGAUGCGGGGGUGGCGGAGCUGCACAGGAGCAGACCACAACCACCAGCCAGGGUGUUUUUCUGCGUGGUUCUUUUCCGGUCUAUGUCUGCGUCGCCCGACCCUAUCGAGAGCGCGGAGCAUUCCGGCGCGCAGCGAGUUUGGGGUUCCCGGCGAGCGCAGCAGUUUCCGUUGCUUUUCUCAGGCGGUCACGCCUAAAGGCGAGGGCGCAGUGUUUGCCAGCGGGCCACCGACCAUCCCAGACUAGAGCUCCAAGCGGAGCCAGGAUAGACCUCCGGCUUCUAUGUCCUUUCCCUCCUGCUGCGAAACCCCAGGCGGCGCGAGUUCUGGCACCCCGUGAAGGACCUAUGGCCUCCUUCACUUCGCUGAGGAUUCGCGGGAGGAUGUGUGGAGAAGACUUAUAACCAAAGGUCGUGCGGUCACGUUUUCGUCGUCUGCUUAAAAAUAAAAACUGACCAAGGUGGCCCCCAAACCGGACAAAGCCUCGCUGUCUGACUUCUCUGCACCGAGGCUCCUUCCUUCUCUGUUCCAGAGUGCUGGUUAGGGCGAGUUUCUUUACUCGUCUAUACUGGACUCCCCCGCAGGGCGGGAUGUUUCAUCUACCCACUGUCCUCCCCCCAACCCACCCCAAGCCGCAGCAGUCUCAAAGCCCAGAGCGCGCUGGGAGGGGCCCAAGUGGGCACCGGCAUUUGGAGGGCAGACGGGGG
Molecule: messenger RNA, 3475 nt
Organism: Condylura cristata (star-nosed mole)
Lineage: Eukaryota; Metazoa; Chordata; Mammalia; Eulipotyphla; Talpidae
Gene: ACOXL
Product: acyl-CoA oxidase-like
Exons: 20
Coding region: 13-1989 (658 amino acids)
Biological process (GO): fatty acid beta-oxidation using acyl-CoA oxidase; lipid homeostasis
Cellular component (GO): peroxisome
Molecular function (GO): acyl-CoA oxidase activity; FAD binding; fatty acid binding
Source: RefSeq, a predicted model, not a curated record